UAUAUAACUAAUGGAGCCGGCAGUGGGGCAGGGAGAGCGAUACAGGAGCCGGGCAGUGAGAGGGGCAAUAGUAAUACCAGGCAGGAGCCGAGAAGGGUAGGCAGUGAGUGAGUGCGAGGCAGUACAGUGAGCGGGGUAGUGCCAGGCAGGGCAGGAUGAAGCAGACCCAGAUGCGCUGGAGGUUGCCCGCGGUGUGCGCGCUGUGGCAGUUGCUGAUGAUCAUCCUGUUCGGAGUGUUUGUGCGCUAUGAUGAGGAGGCGGACGCGCACUGGCCACAGACACGGGUCUCACACAACAUCAGCAGCGACAUCGAGAACGACUUCUACUUCAGAUACCCCAGCUUCCAGGAUGUCCAUGUCAUGAUCUUUGUCGGCUUUGGAUUCCUCAUGACGUUCCUGAGAAAAUACGGAUUUGGAAGCGUCGGAUUCAACUUCCUGAUCGCGGCCUUUGGAAUCCAGUGGGCACUGCUGAUGCAGGGCUGGUUCCACUCGCUGGACCCGACCGACGGCAAGAUCAAGAUUGGCGUGGAGAGCCUGAUUAAUGCUGAUUUCUGUGUGGCCUCAGCGCUGAUCUCCUUCGGGGCAGUGCUCGGGAAGGUCAGCCCAGUGCAGCUGAUGAUCAUGACACUGUUUGAGAUGACACUGUACGCUGUCGACGAAUACAUCCUCCUGAAUGUCCUCGGGGCCCGCGAUGCGGGUGGCUCUAUGGUGAUCCACGUGUUUGGGGCCUAUUUCGGACUGGCUGUCACCAGGGUGCUGUACCGGCCCCGACUCGAACAGUCCAACAACACAUCCAACUACCACUCUGACCUCUUCGCCAUGAUCGGAACGCUGUUCCUGUGGAUGUUUUGGCCGAGCUUUAACUCCGCCAUCUCCCACCACGGGGACGGGCAACACCGCGGGGCCAUCAACACCUACUGUGCCCUCGCCGCCAGCGUCGUCACCUCCAUUGGGCUCUCCAGCCUCUUGGAAAAGAAAGGCAAAAUCAACAUGGUGCACGUGCAGAACGCCACACUGGCGGGAGGGGUGGCGCUGGGAACGGCCGCGGAGAUGAUGCUGUCCACCUAUGGAGCGCUGAUCGUGGGCUUCAUCGCCAGCACCGUCUCCACCCUCGGCUUCAUCUUUCUCACGCCGCUGUUGGAGCGAUACCUGAAGGUACAGGACACGUGCGGUGUCCACAACCUGCACGGAAUGCCCGGCAUCAUCGGCGGCAUCGUGGGGGCCAUCACUGCAGCCGCUGCCACCGAGGAGGUGUACAGCGCCGAGGGGCUAAGGGCAUCGUUUAGCAAUCGUGACCGGAUGCCCAGUGUCCAGGGCGGCUUCCAGGGCGCAGCUCUGUGUGUCUCUCUUGCCAUCGGGCUGGUGGGAGGAACCAUCGUGGGUUUUAUUCUGAAGCUGCCGCUGUGGGGAGACCCAGCCGAUGAGAACUGCUUUGAUGAUGAGGUGUACUGGGAGGUGCCAGAGGAGCCAGAACCAUCACACAGUAUCAUCAUCUCAGAGGUGCCAAAGAAUUCCACUAUUAAUGGAACCCAAGCAAUUGAACAUCCCCCAACUCUGUGAGCGCAGCCAAUCUUGAGACACAUUGUGUUUGGAGGGAGGGGUUAGGGGCAAUCCUGUUAGGGAGAACAGUUAGGGUCCUAUCAGGGGAAGAGGUUAGGGGUGCAGUCCUGUUAGGGAGGGGUUAAGGGUGGGGCCUUGUUAGGGAAGGGGUUAGUGAUGGGGUCAUGUCAAGGUAGGGGUGGGGUCAUGUCGGGGAAAGGGGUUAGGGGCAAUGCCCUGUCAAGGGUGGGGUUAGGGGCCCUGUGGGGGAUGGGUGGAGGGUUGAGCACAUGGUUAGUGAAGCCUGAUAUAACAAGUUGUGCUGCAGACAGAAAGCUAUAGCCACCUUCUUUCUCAGUAAAAGAAAAAGAUAAUCUGCGAGGAAUUCCUGAACAUCUGACAUGGAGACACCCCCUCCCCCACCCUUCCCGGUUCCCAACCCACAGGUGAGACUGAACUGGCAGGUGACAUGAAGGCAAGGUUUCAAAAUGGAAAUUUUCAGACCCCCUCAUUUUCCACAAUAACCAUUUUCAUGUACUUUUCAACCUGUUUUAUUAUCUAUAAAUGUUUGAUUUGAAACCUGGAGCCUUCCCUGAUUUUAUUGUACUUUUCUUGCAGUGGGAGAUGAUACAAAUGUGUUUAAGAGUUACAAGGCAAUGUUAAGAGUCCACUUAAUUGUCUCAGGUAUAAAGGGAGAUAUGCGUAACCUUAUACUUUACACAGCUCUCAGUUGGAGGAAGCGUGUAGUGAGUCCAGCACUGCUCUUGUAGCCAUGAGGUUGUGUCCAGUCAGGACAUGAAUGGCCAAAAUUCCCAUAUCGAUAAUACACGGUGACGGGUGCCCUUUGCUCUCCACAUGAUCAAGUGAUGCUCUUUCAUCUCUCAUGCCCUCUCCCCCCGCGAUGAUGUGAUGUUACUCUCCGGGAGGGAGGUUGCGAAGAGCGUUGGAGUGUGUAUAUUCGAUGUGAGGGAGGUGCAGGAAAUGCAAUUUUGACCCAGCAGUUCGGCAGGGCAAGUGUGUUAGUGACAAAGUGUGUUUGGCAAUUGUUAACAUGAGUAGUGCAGACAUAUUUAAGUGGAUUUAAUAGGAAAUUCAAGAGAUUUGGGUAGGUGUACAAGUUGGCAAUUAUACAGUUUAUAUUUAUGCAAAUUGUAAUGUAACUGGGCAAAAAGCAAACCCUGUUUCCAGGGGUCACACUGGGCAUCACCCUAUUUGCUUCUGUUUCACUAUAAUAAAAAUGUACAUCAAUAAAUUAGAGCGUUUUCAGCAUAAA
This is a messenger RNA of Callorhinchus milii (elephant shark), 2811 nucleotides long. Its product is annotated as ammonium transporter Rh type C. Gene Ontology annotation, molecular function: ammonium channel activity. Gene Ontology annotation, cellular component: plasma membrane. The coding region runs from base 156 to 1559 and encodes 467 amino acids. The record is from RefSeq and is a predicted model, not a curated record. Gene Ontology annotation, biological process: ammonium transmembrane transport; ammonium homeostasis. The transcript has 10 exons. Lineage: Eukaryota; Metazoa; Chordata; Chondrichthyes; Chimaeriformes; Callorhinchidae.